Messenger RNA from Schistosoma margrebowiei, 1007 nucleotides. Lineage: Eukaryota; Metazoa; Platyhelminthes; Trematoda; Strigeidida; Schistosomatidae. The record is from the annotation of a GenBank genome assembly.
AUGAAUUUAUUGAUGAUAUUAUCAACACAAUUAGAAUAUCGUAUACAAAAUGGUUAUCCAGUAAAACCUGGUGAAUUUCCAAUGAUUGUAUUAUUACUUGGUAAUACACAUUUAUGUACUGGAACAAUUAUAGCACCUGAUAAAAUUUUAACAGCUGGACAUUGUGCAUGUGGUGAUCCAACAUAUGAAGUUCAUGCAAAUUUAACACAUAUUGAUGAACGUUUUUCACCUCAUACACAAUUUCGUUUCGGUACACAAUUUAAUUAUCCUAUCAGUUAUAAAAAUCAAUGUGAUCAACUUAAUCAUGGUUUUAUUGAUAAUCAUGAUGAAUUUGGUGGUUCACCUGAUAUAUCAAUAUUAACAUUGAAUAAAAAAUUUAAUCUUAUAAAAGGAUGGAUUGAAAUUGGUUCAUUAAAUUAUAAUUAUUCAAUAAAUAAUACAAAAGAAAAUAAUAAUGAGGAUUUUUUUGUUUUGGGUUAUGGUGAAGAUAAAUCAAUGGAAAAUUCAAUAGGUCAAUUACGUUUAGUUGCUAUGUAGAUUCAGCCUGAAAUUAAUUAGAAGAGUUCCAGUUUGAAGAUAUAAAAAUCAAUAGUCUAAGAUAUAGUUUUCAAUCUAUUUCCGAUGAACCUCUAUCUAUCAUAUUCCAUACAUAGAACCAUAUCAGUUUUUGUUAUCUCCCGAUAAGAAUAAUGAAUGGUAAUUCUUGGGAUUCAUUUAUGGGCCAAUACUAUGAGUACAUUUUUAUCGUGUACUUAUUAUAUAACUAAACUGUUCAUAUUCAUGUCCCUCUUAUUAUGAGUUUUAUUUCGACCUAUGAACUAUUAUUAUACGAUUUACCAUUCUUGAAUUAUUCCCUGUCUGUUAAUCACUACCUCCCUCAAUCACAGCCACUUUUGGCCAGAUAUUGUACAAAUGUUAUUUUCUACUUUAUGGUACGUUGUGGUCUAUCUGGUUGAUAUAUAAACCGAGUAUGUUUGAAAUAUAAUGAUUCAUAUUGCAGAGACUGA